Molecule: messenger RNA, 2459 nt
Organism: Folsomia candida
Lineage: Eukaryota; Metazoa; Arthropoda; Collembola; Entomobryomorpha; Isotomidae
Product: zinc finger BED domain-containing protein RICESLEEPER 2-like
Exons: 8
Coding region: 1-720 (239 amino acids)
Source: RefSeq, a predicted model, not a curated record
AUGUUGGAAAAGAAUAUUGACUUCAGUGUCGAAGAUUUCCGUGUCCGCUGCCUCGCACAUAUUCUAAAUCUUGUUUGCCAAACUGCGCUGGAUAGUUUACGGGACAUAUCUGGCACAAAUAUUGAUGACAUUGACCCCGCAUCAGAUGGGACCAUGGUUCCUGUUCUCACUAAGCUUGACAAAUGUGUCGCAUUCGUUCGAGCUUCGCCUCAGCGACGUGAACAAUUUAGAAGUCAAUGCAAAAUUUUCGGACUUGAAGAGAAGGAAUUACUUUUGGAUGUUCGUACCAGAUGGAACUCUACUCUUUUAAUGAUGGAGAGAGCAUUUGAAUAUCAAAAGCCGUUAGAGUGCACUCUUCGGAUGGAGUCAAAAUUAAUCGGUUGGAUUCUUACUCAAGAACAGUGGAAAAUGGUCCAUAAUAUGACCUGUUUCUUGCAGCCCUUCAAAGCCAUGACAGAACUUAUGUCAAAACAGGAUUUCCCGACUAUCUCCUUCUGCUCACUGGUUUACUCCAAAAUUUUCUUACAUUUGGAAAAAUACCGCGUGGACGCCAAACGUAAGUUAAAAGCGAUUGAUCCAAAAACCGGGAGACCAUUUCCCACGUGGGUCCGGAUCGCGGCAAAGGAAGUUCAUGAAAAACUGGACAAAUAUUAUCCAUCAUCAGAUGGACUGGCUUACGUAGUUGGGACAGUGCUGGACCCGCGAUGCAAAACUGAGUGAUUUUCAUCAGUUGGAUUCUGUUCUAGUGCUAUUGAGAAAUACAGGAGUCGAAUCAAAAGUUAUUGGACAUCCUCAUACGCAAAUGAACAGGAGAUUAGCUCGGAGCCGUUAGAUGAAUCGGAUGAGAACGAUUUGUUUAUGCAACUGCAUAGACGUCAUAAUUCUAAUGAUGAGAUUACAAGAUACCUAUUGCAGCCAACGAUAAGCCCGAACGCACUGGACACCGGUGCGCUAGGAUGGUGGAAGAACCACGAGUCAGAUUUCCCAACACUCUCAAAAAUUGCAAGGGAUUUCUUGACUGCAGCCGGGGCAGGAGUUCCAGUAGAGCGUUUAGUUUCCUCUGGAUCAACUCUAUUAACCCCCAAGAGGCAAAAAAUGUCGCCAUCAACAAUACAGGAGUGUAUUUGUACGAAGGGCUGGAUAAAAGCCAAUUACCAAGAAAUAUUUAAACAUGAUCUUUGUGUCGCAGUGGCUAACAAAAUGGGAGGAGGGGAAUAAUAUUAAUAUGUGGCAACAUCAUUUAUUAACUUACUCUCCAAUAUCCAAAUAAGACAACUUUCCAAUUUGUCGUUUAUUUCAAUUGAAUAAUUAUUUCAUUAAAAGUCAAGAAAGGUGUUAGUUUUUUGUGCUCAACGAAACACACAAGUUAACAUAUUUUAUAUAAAUUUAUUGUAAGAAAUAGUUUGACCUAUUUAAUCACUUAAAUUGAGGAUGUAUUAAAAUUAGAAGCUUAAUUUGAUCAUUAAAAAUGUUAAAUGGCAAAUAACUAAACACCAAUAUAUGUAAAUAACCAAAUAAUCCUAAAUGAAAAAUACUUCACACAUUUUUUCUUCCGAAGCGCACACAAAAAUGCAAAUUUAACGCAGAAUAUUUAACCGUGUCAAGCUACACUGGUGGAUGUCAAGGGUUUUUUUUGGCCAGAAAUGGCUUAGAAUCUCACAGCUGAAAAUGUGAAAGGUAAUGAACCCAAGAAAAUUAAAUGGUUUCGUUUUAUGUUCAAUUUUCAGAGCUUACAAGGUUUAUGUAAAAAUCGAGAAAAUUUAUUGAGCUAAUUCACGCAUUUUCAUUCGUCAUUUUCGACAGUCGUGUAAAAUCCGUAAUUUCUUAAAAUAAUUUUACAAACGUUUAAAAAAUAAAAAGACAAGCUAGAUUUGACUACGUUUACAAAAGUUUGAAACCUAAUUUUCCCUAGAAAUAGUUACACACAUUGGCAAGUUUACAGAAAUUACGUAUUAAAAUACAUUAUUAAAAUACAUUGCUACCAAGGCCAUAAUUGGUCUUCAUUCUAAAAUCCAAAUUAAUUUAAAUUGACAAAUUGAGAAAAAGGUUGGAUAAAAAAGUGGAAACUUAACAAAUUGUCCAAGUGUCAAAUAUUACUACGUGCGUAAAAACAUUUGCAUUAGCCCUUAGUAAACUCGGCAGUAAUAAUUAGUUACGAACUUUAAUUUAAGAAUCGUUACUAUAAGCACACUUAAUGCACGCGCAUACUUAUCCGCGUAUUAAUAAGCAGACUUGACUCACUCGACUCACUCGGCUUGGCUUGGUUCUUAAUGAGUCGAGUCAAGCCAAGCCGGCUUGCUUCUAACUCGGCUUGCUUGGACUCACAACUCAAUAAGCCGGCUUGGAUUGACUCACAACUCAAUAAGCCGGCUUGCUGGCAACUCUAAAAAUACCUAUGCAUUUUCUGUUCCAAAGUGGUUACACGUGUAUAUUUAACGUGUGUAUUUAAACGCAUAUAU